Messenger RNA from Ceraceosorus guamensis, 580 nucleotides. RefSeq lists its product as hypothetical. The record is from RefSeq and is a predicted model, not a curated record. The coding region runs from base 106 to 480 and encodes 124 amino acids. Lineage: Eukaryota; Fungi; Basidiomycota; Exobasidiomycetes; Ceraceosorales; Ceraceosoraceae. The transcript has a single exon.
ACUACACAUGAGCUGUGCGGACGCGCGCGCGCGGGCCGCAGGCGAACUUUUCUGGCGAUUUUGAUCCUCUGCUGCGCGCUGCCAGACCACGUGGCACAGGACACGAUGGCGCGCCUCGCACUCAAACUGCCAGCCAAUGAAUACGCUCAUCGAGGUCGAUCCCCGACUUGCUUCACCUCCUCAAUGCGGCACAGCGUCGUUUACGUGUUGCUCGCGCUGAUCGGCCUCUGGGCCUCUUUACACAUGGUCGCGUUGAGCGUCAGACGACUGCUCAGAAUACAGCGACACCAGGGAGGCUCGCCAGCCCCUCGCGCACCUUGGCUUUACGGUCAGGCUGUCCGCGCGGACAUAAGAGCACACUCAUCGACUCUCUCGACCUCUCUACAGAGUCGAUGGAAUCUCAAGUCCGUACAUGGCUCAGAAAUUCGACUUGCUGCCGUUCCUCAAUUGUGUGACAAAUUUAUCAAGAACGGAUCGUGAUCAGCUUUGCGAGCAUGGAUGUGCCAUGCCACACAAGAUGCUUCGCGUCCUGACUGCGGGGUCGUCAAGACCUUUACACCGUCAUGACGAGCAGUCGUGC